ACGGAGAGUCCAGAGGUGGAAAUCCCUUAACGAUUAUUUUCACGCCUAGAAAUGAUUCAGACAAUGAUGAAGGCUGUAAACUUCCACGAGUGGGCGGUGACAGUGAGUGUAUCCUAGCUGUCCUUUCAUAGUGACUCAUUGUGAGAAACGUGGAUUUUCAGUGUUGUAGGCUACUAAUUGGAAAUUAAACUUAUACGCGCGCGUGGGGGAGUGGACAGGCGUAUGUCGCAUCAUCCGUUUGAAUCGGCUCCAGACUUUAUCCGUCUGUAACGUUCAUGUGAGCUCGAGGAGACCAGAUACAGUUCUCAUUACCAGCUCUUCAGCUUUUAGGAGAAGAACGCGUCUAUUAGAAUCGGCUCACCCCGCGGCUCGCUUGAGAUGGUUCAGUCCAGCUGCGAGGGUCCAGUCUCCAUGCACUGGGAUUUUUCUCAGCGCCGACACCAAGUGAAUCUUCCUUUUAAAACCAUCUGAUAACCGUGCCUGCCAAAAAAAAAAGCCCACCAUGAGCGCCUCUUUUAAUCCUGACAGAACGGGACUCGUGAGGACAGAGUGCAGAUGUACAUUUAACGGGACGAGGAAACUGGAUGGUAUAAGGAUUUUUGCGCUAAUGAAGGUGGGAGUACAGGCGCAUCACUGGAGCGGGGUGCUGUUCUUCUAUAUGGGGCUGCUGGCUGCAUCGGUUAAGGCUCAAAACUGCAGUCACACACUACACAGUCCAAAUGGGACAAUAGAAAGCCCCGGAUACCCGUAUGGAUAUCCCAACUACGCCAACUGCACAUGGGUGAUUGUGGCACAGGAACACAACCGGAUACAGUUGGUAUUUCAAGGCUUUGCCUUAGAGGAGGACUUUGACAUCCUUUCAGUCUACGAUGGGCAACCCAGUCCAACAAACUUACGGACACGGUUGACGGGGUUUCAACUUCCUGCCCCUAUAGUCAGCACAGGACCCAGACUCACACUAUGGCUGCUGUCAGACUACGCUGUAAGUGGCCAGGGCUUCAAAGCCGUGUACGAAGCCCUUCCAAGCUACACCUGUGGAAAUCCAGGCCAGCUGCUCAACGGCAUGCAGCAAGGCUCUACUUUCAACAUCGGGGACAAGAUCCGCUACAGCUGCAACCUGGGUUAUGUGCUGGAGGGCCACACCGUGCUCUCCUGCCUGGCCACUUCCUCCGGCACCGCUGCCUGGGACUUCCCCCUGCCGUACUGCCGAGCGGAUGAUGGCUGUGGCGGCACGCUGCGUGGUCAAAGUGGUGUCAUCACUAGUCCAAAUUACCCCCAGGAGUACAACAACAACGCAGACUGCACCUGGACAGUGCUAGCCGAACCAGGUGACACCAUCGCCCUGGUCUUCUCCGACUUUCAAUUGGAAGAAGACUACGAUGUGUUGGAGAUAACCGGCACAGAAGGAUCCUCUCAGUGGUUUACUGGUCCAAACCUGCCAUCGCCCAUCAUCAGCAGCAAGAACUGGCUGAGACUCCACUUCACAUCUGAUGGAAACCACAAACUGAGAGGCUUCAGUGCUCAGUAUCAAGUGAAGAAGAUGACAGAGCUGAAGUCCAGAGGGGUGAAGAUGCUGCCAAGUAAAGACAACCACAGCAAGAUAUCAGUUUUAUCUCAGAUGGGGGUGGCACAAGGACAUAACAUGUGUCCAGAUCCAGGAAUCCCAGAGAGGGGCAAAAGAAAAGGCUCUGAUUUCAGGCGGGGUGCUACUGUGCACUUUUCUUGUGAUGAAGGAUACGAACUUCAGGGGUCUAAAAGCAUCACCUGCCUGCGAGUUACAGACAGUUAUGUUGGCUGGAGCGAUGACCGGCCUAUCUGCAGAGCUCCUAUGUGUGGUGGUCAGCUCCGUGGCCCUAGUGGCAUCAUCACCUCCCCAAAUUUCCCAGUACAAUAUGACAACAAUGCCAACUGUACCUGGAUCAUCACAGCUUCGGACCCUUCAAAGGUGAUCAAGUUGACUUUUGAGGAGUUUGACUUGGAGCGAGGCUACGAUACGCUAACUGUGGGUGACGGCACUGUAAUCGGCGAUCAGCGGACAGUCUUUCAUGUGUUGUCUGGGACUACAACUCCAGAUCUGGUGGUCAGUACCAGCCAUCAGAUGUGGCUCAAUUUUAAAACGGAUGACACGAGUGGCUCCUUGGGCUUUAAGGUUUCUUAUGAAGAAAUUGACCAGGGUGGGUGUGGAGACCCUGGAAUUCCAGCCUAUGGCAAGAGGGAAGGCACAGGCUUCCGACAUGGAGACAAACUGUAUUUUGAAUGCCUUCCAGCCUUUGAGUUGGUGGGAAAAAAGAACAUUACCUGCCAGAAAAAUAAUCAAUGGUCAGCCAAGAAGCCAAGCUGUGUGUUUUCAUGUUUCUUCAACUUCACAACUCCAUCUGGGGUCCUGCUAUCACCAAACUACCCUCAAGAGUAUGGCAACAACAUGCACUGCGUGUGGCUGAUCAUCGCCAAACCCGAAAGCCGCAUCAACUUAGCCUUUAACGACCUGAGCAUGGAGAAACAAUUUGACUUCCUGUCCAUUAAAGAUGGCGGCAAGGCAGAGUCGCCAAUUCUUGGCACCUUUUCUGGAGAUGUGCUGCCCUCACCAAUCACUACCAGCGGCCAUGUGGCCCGACUGGAAUUUCUGACUGAUCAUACGUAUACAGACCGUGGCUUCAACAUCACUUUCACCACGUUUCGGCACAACGAAUGUCCCGACCCUGGUGUUCCAGUAAACGGAAAGCGCUUUGGUGAGAGUCUACAGCUUGGCAGCUCCAUCUCUUUCCUGUGUGAGGAGGGGUUCAUGAAGACCCACGGAUCUCAGACUAUCUCCUGCAUUCUCAAAGAUGGGAAUGUUGUGUGGGACAAUGCUGUGCCACGUUGUGAAGCUCCAUGUGGUGGAAACCUGAAGGCUUCUAGCGGCAUCAUUCUGUCCCCAGGCUGGCCUGAGCUUUAUAAAGAAGCCCUCAAUUGUGAGUGGAUCAUCGAGGCCCCACCAGGAUAUCCUAUUAAGAUCAUCUUUGACAAAUUCCGGACAGAGGUUAACUAUGAUGUUCUUGAGGUACGGGAUGGACGUUAUCCUUCUUCCCCUCUGAUUGGCAGUUACCAGGGUACACAGGUCCCACAGUUCCUCAUCAGCACCUCAAACUUCCUCUACCUGCUCUUCACCACCGACAAGAGCCACUCCGACAUCGGCUUCCGCAUCCGAUAUGAAACCUUGCAACUCCAGUCGGACCAUUGCGUUGAUCCUGGAAUCCCAGUCAACGGUCAGCGCCAUGGCAAUGAUUUUUACGUGGGGGCAUUGGUGACGUUUAGUUGCGAAGCAGGAUACACCCUCAGUGACCACGAGCCCCUCGAGUGUGAACCCAACUUCCAGUGGAGUCGCCCCCUGCCCAGCUGUGAUGCACUAUGUGGAGGGUUUAUUCAGGGGAACAGUGGCACUAUUCUGUCCCCUGGGUUUCCUGACUUCUACCCCCAUAACCUCAACUGUACCUGGAUGAUUGAGACUUCACAUGGUAAAGGUGUCCAGUUUACCUUCCACACCUUUCACCUGGAGAGUCCGCACGACCACCUUUUAGUCACAGAAAAUGGUAGUUUCUCUCAACCCCUGUGGAGAUUGACCGGGUCUACGCUGCCGCCCCCUCUCAGCGCUGGACUCUUUGGCAACUACACCGCUCAGAUCCGUUUCCUCUCAGACUUCUCUGUGUCCUAUGAGGGCUUUAACAUCACUUUCUCAGAAUACGAUCUUGAGCCUUGCGAAGAUCCCGGCGUCCCCCCCUUCAGCACUCGUAAAGGGCUGCAGUUCGGGGUGGGGGAUGCGCUCAUCUUCUCCUGUUUUCCGGGGUAUCGUCUCGAGGGGCCUGCGAGGGUGGUGUGUCUAGGGGGGCGUCGGCGGGUGUGGAGUUCCCCUCUGCCAAGGUGUGUUGCUGAAUGCGGAUCAUCUGUAACUGGGAAACAAGGAGUUUUACUCUCUCCAAACUACCCUGGUUAUUACGGUAACAAUCAUGAGUGUAUCUACUCCAUCCAAACCCAACCCGGUAAAGGCAUCCAGCUCCGAGCACGGGAUUUCCGCCUGGAGGAGGAUGACAUGCUUAAGGUGUAUGAUGGUAACAGUAACGGUGCUCGACUGCUGGGAAUAUUCACAGGCACAGAGCUGAUGGAUGUCACUUUAAACAGCACGUCCAGCACCAUGUGGCUAGAGUUCAUUAGUAAUAGUGACAAUACCAGCAAAGGUUUUGAGCUGCACUUCACCAGUUUUGAGCUGGUGAAGUGUGAGGACCCAGGUGUGCCUCAGUUUGGCUUUAAACAGGAGGACAAAGGUCACUUCGCAGGCAGCACGGUGUCAUAUAGCUGUGAUCCUGGCUACAGUUUAAAGGGCCCGGAGGUUUUGACAUGUCUCAGAGGGGAGAGGAGAGCAUGGGACAGCCCCCUCCCACUGUGUGUGGCCGAGUGUGGAGGAACGAUUAAAGAUGAGCCCAUGGGCCGGAUUCUGUCUCCUGGUUACCCAGCACCUUAUGAGCAUAACUUGCACUGUGUCUGGACUAUUGAGGCGGCACUUGGAAGCACCAUCGGGUUGCAUUUCCUGGUCUUUCACACAGAAGAGGUGCACGAUGUUUUGCGGAUCUGGGAUGGGCCUCAGGACGGAGGUGUGCUCCUGAGAGAGCUGAGUGGCUCUACUCUUCCUCCAGACCUUCACAGCACCUUUAACUCUGUCAGCCUGCAGUUCACAACUGACUUCUUUACCAGCAAGCAGGGUUUCGCUCUGCAGUUCUCGGUUUCAACUGCCACUUCCUGUAAUGAUCCUGGCAUUCCAACAAAUGGCACUCGCAUAGGAGACAGCAGAGAGCCAGGGGAUCAUGUGCUGUUCCAAUGUGAUCCCGGAUACCUCCUACAGGGGGCGACCAAGAUCACCUGUACCGAGAUCAACAACCGUUUCUUCUGGCAGCCUGAUCCGCCCACCUGUUCUGCUCCAUGUGGAGGGAAUCUGACUGGUCCCAGUGGACUGAUCCUGUCCCCUGAAUACCCAGAGCCCUAUCCUCAUGGCAGAGAAUGUGACUGGACAGUAACAGUAACGCCGGACCACAUCAUAUCACUCACUUUCAAUCACUUUAGUCUAGAGCCGAGCUACGACUUCCUGCAUGUCUAUGAUGGGCCUGAUUCUCUCUGCCCGCUGCUGGGCAGCUUUUAUGGCACGGAUGUCCCUGAGCGCAUUGAGAGCAGCUCCAACACACUGUUCCUGGCCUUCCGCAGUGACGCCUCACUUAGCAGCAAUGGAUUUGUCCUGCAGUACACUGAAAAUCCCAGAGAGUCGUGCUUUGAACCAGGCCUGGUGCGUAAUGGUACACGUGUUGGUACGGAGUUGAAAUUGGGUGCAACUGUCACCUAUUACUGUGACAACGGCUAUACGCUGGAGGGAGACGCCACGCUCACUUGCAUCAUGGGGGGAGACGGCAAGCCCGGCUGGAACAAACCGAAACCUGUUUGCAUAGCUCCAUGUGGUGGUCAGUAUUCGGGCUUGGAGGGUGUGGUGCUCUCCCCUGGUUAUCCUGGAAACUACAGCAGCGGGAGGACUUGCCUCUACUCGGUUGUUGUUCCAAAAGACUAUGUGGUGUUCAGCCAAUUUGCAUUCUUCCAGACUGCGCUAAAUGAUGUUGUGGAGGUGUACGAUGGGCCAACCCAGCAUGCCCGUGUCCUGAGUUCUCUCUCUGGGGCCCACACAGGUGAAUCUUUGCCUCUAGCCACCUCCAACCAGAUCCUUAUCCGGUUCUCUUCUAAGGGUCAGUCAAGCUCAAGAGGUUUCCAUCUGGUCUACCAAGCUGUCCCGAGGACCAGUGCGACUCAGUGCAGCUCAGUCCCAGAGCCCAGACAUGGCAGACGCACGGGGAACAACUUUGCAGUGGGAGCCGUGGUGAGUUUCGAAUGCAAUGCAGGAUACGUCCUGGAGGGGCCCAGUGCCAUCGAGUGCCUGACUGUACCCAACGCUUUGGCCCAGUGGAAUGGCAGCAUGCCCAGCUGCAUUGUGCCAUGUGGAGGGAAUCUAACCCAACGGAUAGGCACUAUUCUGUCCCCCGGCUAUCCCGAGCCCUACCUAAACAGCCUGAGCUGCGUAUGGAAGAUCACCGUGCCAGAAGGAAUGGGAAUCCAGAUCCAGGUGAUUAGCUUUGUGACAGAGCAGAACUGGGACUCUCUCGAGGUGUUUGACGGAGGUGACAACACUGACACCAUGCUAGGGAGCUUCUCAGGUACAACAGUCCCAGCCCUCCUAAACAGCACCUCCAACCAGCUCUACCUGCACUUCUUCUCAGACAUCAGCGUCUCUGCAGCCGGUUUCCGUCUGGAGUACAAGACUGUGUCUCUCACUAGCUGUCCUGAACCGGUUAUACCCAUGAAUGGCUUCAAAGUGGGCGAGAGACUACAGAUGAACAAUGUGGUGUCCUUUCAGUGUGACCCUGGAUAUACUCUGCAGGGAGUCUCCCAUAUCUCUUGCAUGCCAGGGCCUGUGCGCCGCUGGAACUAUCCGCCUCCUCUCUGCAUCGCUCAGUGUGGGGGAAUCAGAGAGGAGAUGGAAGGCACCAUCCUCAGCCCUGGUUUCCCAGGAAACUACCCUAGCAACAGUGACUGCACCUGGAGGAUUUACUUGCCAGUCGGUUAUGGGGCUCAUGUGCAGUUCUUGAACUUUUCCACUGAGGCCAACCACGAUUUCCUGGAAAUUAGGAAUGGACCUUUUGACACCAGCACAGUGAUUGGCAGAUUCAGUGGACAGGACAUACCACCAUCUCUUCUAACCACCUCCCAUGAGACCACUAUAUAUUUCCAUAGUGAUCACUCUCAGAAUAAGCCUGGUUUCAGAUUUGAUUAUCAGGCCUAUGAACUUCAGGAGUGUCCUGAUCCUGAACCCUUUCACAAUGGUGUGGUGGUUGGGGCUGGUUAUAAUGUGGGUCAGUCCAUCUCUUUUGAGUGCUAUCCUGGGUAUCAGCUGAUGGGACACUCCAUUCUUACCUGUCAACAUGGAACUACACGCAACUGGGAUCAUCCGUUUCCUCGUUGUGAAGUGCCCUGUGGAGGUAACAUUACAUCAGACAAUGGCACUAUCUUCUCCCCCGGUUACCCAGAGGACUACCCCACUUCUGCGGACUGCAGCUGGCUGAUUACUGUGGCACCAGGCUUGGGAAUUCGUCUUAAUUUCACCCUCUUGCAAGUCCAUGGUCCCCAAGAUUUCAUCACAAUCUGGGACGGACCUCAGGAAACGGCUCGUAAACUUGGAGUGUUUACCGAGGGAGAGCUCAACAACCCACCAAGCAGCACUUCUAAUCAAGUUCUGAUACGUUUCCGAAGCAAUUCUGAGAAAGGUGGACUGUUCAAGAUCAACUACCAAGCCUAUAGACUUCAGUUUUGUUUGCCACCUCCCAUCAUUCCUAAUGCAGAAAUACUGAUGGCCAGUAAAGAAUUUAAGAUAGGUGAUAUAGUGCGUUACAGAUGUUUGCCAGGAUAUCACCUAAAUGGGAACAGCAUUCAAACCUGUCGCCUGGGGACUCAUCUUGAGUUUGAAGGACCACCACCUUCAUGUGAUAUCACCUGUCCCAUGAACGAGGUGCUGACAGCCUCCACAGGGAUAAUCCUGAGUCAGUCACCGGGCAGCAGCCUGCCGCACUUUGAGUCCUGCUCCUGGGUGGUGAAGGUGGAUUCAGGUUACAACAUCACUUUCACCGUUGAACACUUUCAGACCAGCAGACAGUUUGAUGAGCUGGAGAUCUUUGAUGGUCCAUCAAGACAGAGUCCACUGCUCAUUUCUCUGAGUGGGAACUAUUCAUCUCCACUCAGUAUUACUAGCUCUGCUAACAAGGUUUACCUUCACUGGUCCUUCGAUCACACCUCCAGCCACAAGGGCUUUCGAAUUCGCUACUCAGCGGCGUACUGCAGUAUUCCGGACCCUCCCGUGAACGGCUCGGUACACAGCCUGACGGGCACGAAGCUGGGCAGUACCUUGCGCUUCAGCUGCGACCGGGGCUUCAACCUGAUUGGCCAGACCACCGCCACCUGCACACGCACCCCACAGGGCAUCCACCAAUGGAACGCUCCAGUGCCGCUUUGCCAAGUGGUUUCCUGUGGGAUGCCCAUUGCCCCAGUGAAUGGCACAGUCAUCGGACAGCACUUCACUCUCGGCUCUAGAGUCACAUUCUCUUGUAAUCCUGGUUUCCGAUUGGCCAACGCUCAACCGGUGUCAACACUUUGCCAAGAGUCUGGGAGGUGGACCACGAUGGAGACCCGCCCUCGCUGCGUCCCUGUGACCUGCCCUGACAUCGGCCAUUCCGCAGUGGAUCAUGGGAGGUGGAGGCUUAUUUACGGCAUGCAGAAUAAAUAUGAGGCCAUGAUGAUGCUGACCUGUGACCCUGGAUACUUCUACAAGGGUCAAAGGGUUAUCCGCUGCCAAGCUAACGGCACCUGGGAUUACCCUGAGCCGAGACCGUCCUGUGAAAUCAUUUCCUGUGGUGACCUUGGAACCCCUCCGAAUGGGAAUAAAAUAGGAACAUUAACCGUGUACGGAGCGACUGCCAUUUUUUCCUGUAACACGGGUUAUACUCUGGUGGGCUCCAGAGUGAGAGAGUGCAUGUCCAAUGGCCUGUGGAGUGGAGCUGAGGUCCAAUGUCUUGCUGGACACUGUGGCACACCAGAGCCUAUUGUGAAUGGCCAAAUCAUUGGUGAGAACUACAACUACAGAGGCAGUGUUGUUUACCAGUGUAAUCCUGGAUUCCGGCUCAUCGGCGUGUCAGUUCGCAUCUGUGAGCAGGAUCACCGCUGGUCUGGAAAGACUCCCAUCUGUGUCCCCAUCACCUGUGGACAUCCAGGCACCCCUGCUAAUGGUGUGACUCAGGGAACACAGUUUAACCUGAAUGACAUUGUGCGUUUCGCCUGCAACCCUGGUUAUGUUCUACAGGGUGCGAUCAAGUCUCACUGUCAGCCCAACGGCCAGUGGAGCAACACUCUGCCCAGAUGUAAAAUUGUGAACUGCACUGAUCCGGGACAUGUUGAAAAUGGUGUCAGACAGGUCCUGCCCAGCGGGCCCCAUCGUUACAGUUUCCAGACCGCAGUUUCUUACAACUGUAACCCUGGAUACUACCUGCUGGGCACCAGCACUCUGAGCUGUCAGGGAGACGGCACAUGGGACCGCUCCCUACCCAAGUGUCUCUUGGUUCUGUGUGAUCGUCCCAGCAUGCCUCCGUAUGCACAGAUCUCAGGGGACAGACGCACAGUGGGCUCUGUUAUCCGCUUCAGCUGCAUCGGCCAGCGCACCAUUGUGGGCAAUACCACCCGCAUGUGCCAGCUGGAUAGCCAAUGGAGCGGCUCCCUGCCACAUUGCUCUGGGGAUUCUGCCGGUUUGUGUGGAGACCCUGGCAUUCCAGUGCACGGGAUCCGUCUGGGAGAGGAGUUCUCCGUAGGGAGCGUCGUACGAUUCAGCUGUGAGCCCGGCUACAUUCUGAAGGGCUCCUCUGAACGGACCUGCCUGGCUAACGGGAGCUGGGUGGGCAUCCAGCCUGAAUGCCAUGUGGUCUCCUGUGGCAACCCUGGAACUCCCCGCAACGCCGUGAUCCAGUUCCAUGAUGGACUUGUGUUUUCCCGCUCCAUCACCUACUCCUGCAGAGAAGGCUACUACUCUAAUGGCCUGCUCACCCGUCAUUGUACGGUCAAUGGCACCUGGACCGGGGAUAUGCCGGAAUGCACAGUCAUUAACUGUGGAGAUCCUGGAGUGCCAGCUAACGGUAUCAGACUGGGCAGCGACUUCACGUACGGUCACACUGUGAGCUUCCAGUGUUCACCAGGCUUCACAAUGGAUGCUGAUCGUGCCUCUACUCUCAUCUGCACCAAGGACCGCACAUGGAAUGGCACCAAGCCUGUUUGCAAAGCCAUUGUGUGUGGGGCACCUCCCAGUAUCCCAAAUGGGCAGGUGGUGGGGACUGACUUCCAGUGGGGGUCUAGUAUUAGUUAUACCUGUAAUCAGGGUUACCAGCUUUCCCUUCCCACCAUCCUUACCUGCCAGGGCACAGGAAACUGGAGCGGCGAACGACCCCAGUGUUUUCCUGUAUUUUGUGGAGAUCCAGGAAUACCAGCCCAAGGCAAGCGAGAAGACCGAGGGUUCACAUACCUGUCCUCUGUUUCAUUCUCAUGUUACCCGCCUUUGAUACUGGUUGGCUCUGCUCGGCGAUACUGCCAAUAUGACGGAACCUGGAGUGGAACACAGCCUUCUUGUAUAGAUCCCAGUCACACCAGCUGUGUAGAUCCUGGAACUCCUCUCUUUGGCCACCAGAACAACUCUCAAGGCUACCAGAUUGGUAGUUCAGUAUUCUACAGCUGCAGAAAGGGCCACCUUCUUCUGGGUUCCAUCUCUCGGACCUGUUUGCCCAACCUCACCUGGAGUGGCAUGCAGCCUGAGUGCAUCGCUCAUCACUGUAAUCAGCCGGAGCUCCCCGCACAGGCAGAUGUAGGUGCCAUAGAGCUGCCAUCUCUGGGUUAUACGCUCAUCUACACUUGUCAGGCUGGAUUCUACCUGGCUGGAGGGUCUGAACACCGCACCUGCAGGGCUGAUGGCAGCUGGACAGGGAAACCUCCAUUGUGUGCACCUGAUAACAGACCAAGUGGAAAAACUGUAGGAACCGUGCAAGAGCCACCCAACACAAAGCUACCCGUGCCAAGUGGGGUUUUUGCUAAGAACUCUCUUUGGAGGGGUUCAUACGAAUAUCUAGGGAAGAAGCAGCCAGCAAUGCUUAGCAUAACUGCUUUUGAACCAUUCAGCAAUCGGGUCAAUGGCACUCUCAUGGACCACAGCGGAGUACAGCUUAAUCUGGCUGGUACCUAUAAGAAAGAAGAAGCCCAGUUGUUGCUGCAGGUGUAUCAGAUCCGCGGUCCCGUGGAGAUCUUCGUUAACAAGUUCAAAAUUGACAACUGGGCACUGGACGGACACGUGUCGUACAUGCCUUCAUCUGAUUCAUUUGUAUACCAAGGCUUUGUUCGAGGAAAAGGCUUUGGCCAGUUUGGACUUCAGAGGCUGGAGGGCCUUGAUCCAAAUGGGGAGAAUACAGGCUAUAACUUUGCCUCCAAUAGCAGUUCAGUGGCAGCAGCCAUUUUAGUGCCUUUUAUUGCCAUGAUCAUAGCAGGCUUCGCUCUGUAUCUCUACAAACACAGAAAAAGGCCCAAAGUUCCCUUCAAUGGUUAUGCGGGCCAUGAGAACACCAACGGAAGGGCGACUUUCGAAAAUCCUAUGUAUGACCGCAAUAUCCAGCCCACUGAGAUCAUGCCCAAUGAGACAGAGUUCACGGUCAGCACAGUGUGCACAGCAGUAUAGCGACCGCUCUAGUCAAAGGCUGGAUAUAAUCUUUCCCUCUCCACACAACUAUUCCCAUAGUUACGAAUGGGCCGCACGGAUGCACUAAAGAGGAGGAUUGUUUUGUUUUUCGUUUGUAAACCAAUUCCAAUUGUGACAAAAAAGUGACAAACCUUGAUAACGAUGCCGUAAAAAUGGCAUCAACAGAGAUGCACUGAUAAAGAACCAUGUCAGUGUUUGCUAGCUAAAACUCUGUUCCUACACACUUCUACUGUCUCCUCUUUUUUCCUUCUGAGGGAACGUCCUGUUUGACUGUGGCAGCGCAAAGGGACACAUGUGAAGCUCAGUCGUCGCUUGCCAAAAAAAGACAAGAGGUACAUUGUUCAGUCAAACGAAGGCCGCCCAUUCUUACUCUUGAGGUAGAGGAAGACUUCAUGUGAGCAGGAAGUCAAGAGAAGCAUGUUGCUGGAGAGUUGAAGCUUGGUUUUACUUUUUUUCUCUGGAGUGCAUUUUGGCUUGUUUUAACCCAUAUCCACCUCAAACUAAAAUCACAAACAAGUGCAGACUUCACUGAGGACACUCUGACACCCAUCGGUUCUCUAAGCAUGUUACGCCACACCUCCAUUUGAAGAGGAAUGAGAUUCAGAGGCUUAUUAGAAGACAUGGAUUCUAGCUGUAGCACCUCUUUUCUCAUUCCAGCCAGAAGAAACAAGUGUUCUCGCAUCAUCUUAUCAUGAUCUCGACUGAGAAUGGACAGUCCUACCCUCCGAGCAGCCCAGCGGAGAACAUGAAAGGACACGGUGCACGUGUUUUUGUGUUCAGGGGCUUUAUGAAGCUCACUUCACGGCCAUUAUCUGCUGUUAGUUCCUUUUUCCCCACAUUGACAGAAGAAAAGCAGCCCACGUCGGAGGGUUAGAUUUCAUCUAUAUUACCCAGGAGGGCCAUCUAAACCCCCUCCUCAUGCGUUUGGAUGUUCUGAGUUGGAUGUUCUUGGUUUAUGGGCUGGGUUACGUCAAUUAGCAUUUAUAGAUAUUCCUGAUGUCAUGCAGAAUUUAGGUGGUGGGCUUCUGAUGUCAUUGAAUGCCGUGGAUCAAAUGAUUUUCAUACAUAGAUUAAAAAAGCAACACAGCCCUUGAAGACUUGAAGUACGGAGGUAAAUAUAACUUGAAACGUGUCUUUCAUAACCAGGGGAAGGUCUGCUUUCGGUCCUCAAGUUUUGAAGUCAAGGAUAAGGAUGACGGUUUUAGUCAAAAGGAGCCAAUGCCAAAUGAGCGUGAACAUAUUUAAUCUCUGUAGCUUUGUGUCAUAAUCUCUUUCCCUGCAUAUUCCUCCAUGUCAUCCAUGCCCACUCCACAUUUAUGAUAAGCAAAAGGGGCUUAAAAAUCACUAAUCCAAGGCCGGUUGUUUAUUUGCAUGCAUUUGCUCCAAUAACUUGAUGGGAAGGUUUGAAGAUGAGCAACAGCUUGGGAAGUUUACAACUUUCCAAGUGGAGAGAGAUAGAUCUGCAUACUUGAUAACUUACAUUUUGUUGUCUGAGUGCAGCAUAUAGUGGCCGGUGUUAUUGAGAUUUGUAGUUCGGUUAUUAGAUAUUAUUGUCGCUGCUUGUUUCUGCAUCAUUCGGUUCGAUUAUUUUCUUGUCUUAUGGUGUCUGUUACCUGAUGCCGCCAUUUGCUUUCCAGUGGGCAUUUCAAUUCCUCCAGUUUAUUUGCUGUACUGUUCAAUUUUUGAAAUCAAUCACUGAUAUAAUUGCUUCUUCAGGUUUAUUACUUUUGAAAUCGGUAGCCUGUCAUCGUUGCAUUAAUGUGAUAUUACCCAGAGAUUGUUUCAAUUGUAAGUUGAUCGAAAAAAGCAAAGAUUGUAUUUCCCUUGAGAUUUUAUGGGCCAGGAGUUUAGCAAGUACAUUAUCUUCAACCUAUUGACUUCAACCUAAGACUGUCACAUGGCUGUUCUUUUUAGGGGAAUUUCAUUUUGAAUUGCUUUAUCAGUGUAGAUGGCAUCUUAAAGCAUUUGCCACAUCAGACAUCAUUUUGUUCCAGUUUAUCUAACACCGACUUGGUGUUUUACAUUGUCUUACAGUUGCAUUGUUACGUCUCAGCAAACCUACAACAAUAGCAGCGCUGCCAGAUUUAUAACAUUCUGACAUUAGAAAUAGCUCCUUUUAAAACCCUACAAAAUUGCACUUUGCUAGUGAUAACACACACACAAAUCAAGGCACAAGGGCUUCAAAGUCAUCUCCUCUACUUCAUUUUUCAUCUUUAUAUGUGUAUAUUAACCCAAACUGUUGUUUAAGUAUCCAGGCAGCCUGUGUUUCAUGCUUAUCCAUCUGUUUCUCAUAACAGUGCCUUGGUAACUCUAUAUGUGGUGCAUCUAAUCUCUUCUUAUUGCUCCAUUUUGGUUAUUAUUGCGCACUGGUCAAGAGCUGCCAGUUGCUAGGGGAGAAUUUCAAAGACGUUGCUUCUCUGUUUUCUCUGGUAGAGAGUCAAGUCUUUGUUAUUCUUAGCUUAAGAGAAUCACACAAAUACAAAAAUUAAGUCCAGCACCUCAAAACGUGCAAUUAAUUUACAUCUUCACACAAUUCUUUAGGUUAAACCUGCACUUUAAGGGAGCAAGUAAACCUUUUUUGUCUCCUUUGGCCUCGAGUCAUUAGAGUAUUCUUGUAUUGUGGAUAUUAUUUUGCAAAUCUAUUGCAAAACCUACGGUGCUGCUUUGCCAAAGUCAAAGGCAUCAGCCCAUCUUAUACACAUAUAUAGAGAGACAUCCAACCAAAAUGAAAAGCAUUACAGCAUUUACAGUAUUAUUUAUAGUAUUUAGCAAUGCUAACAGUGAAUUAGCUGAAGUAUUAGCAUAUUCUUGUCAGUGUUUCAGUCUGUAGUGUCGUGAUCACUAAAACAGACAUGCUCCCUUCACAGAGCUGAUGUGUUUUCAGUGUCAGGCCAUUUUUAUUAGCCCAAAACUGGUGCUUACAUCUUCAUGUGACAGCCCUCCACGUUUUAUUUUAUUCUCAGCCCGACAUAAUCACACACUAAAAUAGAGACCAGCAUGUCAAUUAAUUUACGUUGUAACAUAUUCAAAUAUUUGUGAUGAGUAUAUGAAAGCCCUUUUCAUUAAGGUUUUGUUAGCAUGACAUGAAAGUGACCUUGUGUUUUUAGUCUUGUGUGCUACAAGCUAAUUCGGAAAACAUAUUCGUGUCAUUUACCAGUGUCUUUCAAAGGUGAGAUGUUUGGAUGUAGACGAUAUCUUGAUUGCACUGAAUGUAUUUUUAGUUUUGGAAAUGUCUAUGCUAUAUCUGCUAUAUGGUGAACAUCCAACAAAAACUACAUAACUGUCCCUUAAAAACAUAUCGAAAAGCAGCACCCCUAAAAGACUGCAUAUCAAUAUAUUUGAAUUGCACACUUCAGCUUAUAUUAAAGAAGUAUAUGAAAAUGUUGUACUACAAGAAGAACAUAUCAGUUUUGUGUGGAGGUCAAUCUGAAGAUAUCUUGGUAUGCACUUUUCCAGCUUUUUCUCACCCUUCUAUUCUCUUCUUGAGAGCCACAACCAUGCGUUUCUCUCCAGUAGGUAAGAGGUACGAGCCCAGCCUUGAAGGACUUUUAAAGGACUGCUCUGCUCUGGCUAUCCAAAGCCUAAAGGAAUACAGUCAGUCUUGAGUUACGUACUUGACCAAAAGGAUUUUUUUUGAACAGUGACUUUCAAACUUUCAAGGACCUUAAUGGAGCGGUCCGUUGCGGAUAUCCAGACAGAGACUCUGACGCUGAAAGGAGAACUAAUGAAUAGAAACCUUUUUUUUGUACAGAGAUAUAUUUUUAUGGAAAUAAAUUUGUAAUAUAAAAAAAGAGAAAGUGUAUUGACAGAUCUGUAAAUGUUUUUCAUUAUUGUAGUACAAAUGCUAGUGGGGAUUAUAAAAAUAUAUAUAUAAAAUAUAUAUAUACAAAGACAAAAUAGAGACAAAGGUUUUUUUUGUAAAUGUAAAAACGAUUGUAUAUAGAAGUUUACAUAUUGUAAAUAUGUAAUACCCAACAUGGCUUGUCUGCAAUAUAUAAAAUGUAUUUUAUCUGUCUGUAUAUGAUGCUUUGCAUUGUGUUUCAGCUUAUUCUACUUUCUUGAACUUGAAACCUAUUUUGAAGUUUUUGGAAUAAAAAAAUGAAAUCAUA
Molecule: messenger RNA, 15447 nt
Organism: Megalobrama amblycephala (Wuchang bream)
Lineage: Eukaryota; Metazoa; Chordata; Actinopteri; Cypriniformes; Xenocyprididae
Gene: csmd2
Product: CUB and Sushi multiple domains 2
Exons: 71
Coding region: 503-11317 (3604 amino acids)
Source: RefSeq, a predicted model, not a curated record